AUUAAGACUUAAUUGAAGCACACGGGAGAAAAAAUCCCUCUUCUCCCGGGUGAGUCACAUUUCGAUAAAGAAGACGCGAUCUGCUAAACUGGUUUCGGCUGUUGUUUUGGCGUCGAGUCGCGAAAAGGGAUACUCAGUCUGUUCCGAGAUGCGGCCGAGUGUUGUCGUGGUGGUGUUGUUUGCGGUUUUCGGUGCGGUCGUCGGACGGUUGCAGCCGGCCGAGAAUGUGUUCCCGACUGACGUGAACAAGGCGUUGCUGCCCAACGUGCGGCAAAGCUUGAACGAUUGCCACCUGCGCUACCACAAGUACGGUGACUACAACUUGAUCUAUCCCAUCUUUGGGGUUCCGGCGCGAAUCGGGGAAUUUGCGCACAUGGCGGCGAUCGGGUGGAGCGGACCGGGAGGCGCGGUCGACUUCAACUGUGGGGGAUCGUUGAUAACGGCCAGCCACGUUCUGACAGGCGCGCAUUGUGCAACACGGGACGGCACUCCACCGGAUGUGGUCCGACUGGGGGUGAUCAAUGUCAACAUGAGCAUCGACGAUCCCCGUAACAACUACGCCCAGCAGUACCGGAUAGCUUCGUUCAAGCGUCACCCCGAGCAUCGUUUUUCUGCUUACUACAACGACAUCGCGAUCAUCACACUCGAUCGCAAGGUGGCAAUUAAUGACGUAGUGACGCCGGCCUGUCUGUGGACUCAAAACGAGGUGGAUUUCCCCCGACUGGAGGCGGUUGGAUUUGGUCAAACCUCAUUCGCGGGGGAUAAAACACCAAUUCUGCUCAAAGUUAAGCUAUCUCCGAUCGACAACGCGGAAUGUGCGCUGACGCACACCUCCGCGAUCCGUCAGCUGCGCCAGGGAAUCGUCGACAGUCAACUGUGCGCAAAGGAUAGCGUUAUGGACACUUGUCUCGGUGACUCCGGCGGUCCACUUCAGGCCAAACUCAUGUCCAAUCAUCGAACAACGCCGUACGUCGUUGGUAUAACCUCGUUCGGGAUGUUCUGCGGCACGGAAGCGCCCUCGGUCUAUACCCGGAUUUCCUCGUACAUUCCGUGGAUUGAAAGUGAAACCAACGAAACGUUCGCGUCCGGAGAAUGUGCCUCGCGUUACAUCCAUCUGCGGGAAGCAGAUGAGUCCAUGGUAACGACACGAGCCGGCGAUCACGUGUUUAUAGAACCGGAGAAAAGCUACAUGGACAUUGAGUUAUUUUCCAAACAUCGAGUUUAUCUGGGAUACGAGAGAAAGCAGGACAAUUGGAUCCAGUGGAACUGUGGCGGUGUGCUGAUCAACGAAGAUUACGUCCUGACGGUGGCGCACUGUGACAAGUUUGUUUUCGAUCAGACGCCGAGUCACGUGAAGGUGGGCGAUCUGGACAUUUUCGCAAACAAUCCGGAUGCGCAGAUCAUCGCGAUCGAACAGUUCAUCAAACAUCCAAACUACAGGGAAGGGUUCAUGGAGAACGAUAUCGCUCUGGUGAAGCUGGCUAGGGAUGUCAAAAUAGGGCCAAAUACCCUGCCAGCCUGUGUAGUGAACAACGAUCUGACCAUGGAAAUGUACGAAAUGAACGGCUUGGGACCGUAUAAUUUGAACAACUUUCUGCGCACCGACGAAUCCAUGUCGAGAAAUAGCAGCCUGGUACUGACGCGGAUGCGCGUCGAUCCGACGCCAUGCCAGCGCGGAAACAGCAACCAGAUCAUGUGCGCCAAGAACAGCAAAUUUCUGGUGCCCCAGACGUGCAGGAUCGAGCACGGCGGUCCGCUCGAGCGCGAAACCUGGCACUACGACCGAUACUUCCAGUACGUGUUCGGACUAUCCGUUGCGGGCAAGGACUGCGGCUUCGGCAGCGAGGCGUACUUUGUCCGAACGAGCGCGCACGCCGCCUGGAUCGAGUCGAUCGUGCUGCAAAAGCAGCAGGCUCAACGCAGACGCCAGCGCAGGCAGAUAUUCUUCCCGGACCAGGAGUACGGCGUUCCGGUGAGGGUUGGGCAGGCUUGCGUGACUUCGAGAAAUGUGGCGGGAGUUUGCGAUUAUUACCGAAACUGUCCGAGUAUUAAUAACUCGGCAACAUUGCUGGUGAAGUUCUGUAAACUUGGGGUUGACCCUAUGGUUUGUUGUGAAAGGUCGGCGGCCAUACGGAGUGGUUAUAGUUUGAAGAAGUGCGUUGCGCAUUGGAAACAGUUUAAGCGACCGGAAGAGGAGGAGUACGAGAGUAUUCCUUCGGAGGGACGACCCGUGCAGGUGGAGGAGUAUCCGCACAUAGUUUUUAUCGGAGUUCGGAGGAAUAAUCAGGUUUACUGGAGGUGUACUGGGGUGUUGGUUAGUGACGAGUUUGUACUUUCCAGUGGAAGUUGCGUGAAAUCGGGAAUGAUUGAUGUGGUGAGACUUGGGGCAGUUUAUUUGGACGGUGGAAACUCGGUUGGAACAGGGGAAAUUAUCAACAUUGCACAGAUCUUGACACAUCCGGAGUAUGAUUCAACCACGAUGAGGGCAGAUUUGGCUCUGAUAAAACUAUCAUCGAGAGUGACCUUCAACAGCAGAGUACUCCCGGCGUGUCUAUGGCCAAACCAGGACUCAAUACCGCUGAAACUGUACUCGUUAGGAGUCGAUGAAGGAAUCAUCAGCGUCCGGCCGCGCCUCUCCAAGUACAACCAGGACUGCCGGAAGUUCUUCCAGCUGCGUAGCCUCGCCGACGACGAGCAGUUGUGUGCCGAAAACUACUUCAGCACCAGCGAUUCUUGCUUGGACCGCAACGGGGAUCCGAUCGAGGGAACGCUCGCCAACGGAAACAUCAAGAUUUCCAUCGUCGUAGGGCUGACGGCGUACAGUGCGGGUUGUCCCGGCGCACCAGAGACGGUCACCGUGUACACAAGGCUUUCGGCAUACAUGGAAUGGAUUCGGUCCAUCGUGGAAUCUUAAGCUGUUUACUUUUAAGUUACAAAUUAUACUGGGAAAUGCGUCGAUUUGCUGGUACCACUUAAUACCGACUA
This is a messenger RNA of Culex pipiens pallens (northern house mosquito), 2985 nucleotides long. RefSeq lists its product as uncharacterized. The transcript is spliced from 6 exons. The coding region runs from base 149 to 2914 and encodes 921 amino acids. The record is from RefSeq and is a predicted model, not a curated record. Gene Ontology annotation, biological process: proteolysis. Gene Ontology annotation, molecular function: serine-type endopeptidase activity. Lineage: Eukaryota; Metazoa; Arthropoda; Insecta; Diptera; Culicidae.